Molecule: messenger RNA, 936 nt
Organism: Microplitis demolitor
Lineage: Eukaryota; Metazoa; Arthropoda; Insecta; Hymenoptera; Braconidae
Exons: 2
Coding region: 1-936 (311 amino acids)
Source: RefSeq, a predicted model, not a curated record
AUGCGCCUAAUUUGCUCUAAAUCACGCGUUGCACCUGUCAAGCUUCUAACGUUGCCCAGAUUAGAGCUCUGUGCCUCACUACUGCUUGCUCGACUUUAUCGUACUGUAAAGCCGGCUAUAUUAAAAGAAAUUAAUGAGUCUUAUCUUUGGUCCGACUCUACAAUCGUGCUGCAUUGGAUAAAUACUCCAGCUUACCGCCUGAAAACGUUCGUAUCUAAUCGUGUAGCAGAAAUACAAGAAGUUGCAGCGUCUUGCUACUGGCGUCAUGUCUCUUCACAAGACAACCCCGCGGAUCUUAUAUCACGUGGUCUACUUCCAUCGGAAUUCAUGGCGAGCUCCAUUUGGUUUGAGGGUCCAUCUUGGCUAUUACAAAAAAGCUCAUUAUGGCCUAACGAAGAACUCAAUUCUAUCGACAUUCCUGAGUUGAAACCAAUAAUUCCCAAAAUUGCUUGUAUGAAAAUUGAACUCAAAGAGUAUAAUCUUAUUGAAAGAUAUAGCUCAUUCAGCAAGCUCCAGAAAGUUAUUGCAUACAUAAGGCGUUUUAUCCACAACGCUAAAUCAACUAAUCAGCGCAAAUUUGGUCCAUUAAGUGCUGAUGAACUUUUGCAAUCUCAUGACUUAAUUAUUCAAAUGAGAGGGGAACAGCUUCCUGCUACUAGCAAAUUAAUUCCAUUGAACCCAAUUUUGGAUGACUGUGGUAUCUUGCGUGUUGGAGGCAGGAUCGCACGUGCUUCUAUAGCUUCGGACCAGCUCCAUCCGAUUUUAUUGCCAAGCCAGCAUCACAUUACCAAGAUAAUUAUAAGAGCAGAGCACAUAAGGUUUAAGCAUGCUGGAAUACAGUCGACUCUAUAUUCUGUGCGUCAGGUAUUGGCCUAUGAACGGCCGGAGCACCGCGAGGAGCGUAAUUCACAAAUGUGUGCCCUGUUAUCGGGCUAA